AGCUAGACGUGUCUUCGGUAGCUUAUUUACAAGCACUAAACAAUUUUAAAAGUUCGGCUCUAAGAGUUGCAUGUGAUGUUUGACCAAAUUCAACAAAAUUAGAUGGGAGAUGUUAAUUUCGGCUAUUCAUCUAAUGAUGAAUAGCCGAAAUAGCUCGCUAGAGGGCGACAUUUAGAUUCACAACUGCCAAGAAAUUUUCGUACAAGGACAUGUGUUGGAUGUUUUCCUUCCUGCAUCAUGUUGAUAUACGCAGCGGCCCAGGACCAGGAUUGUAAAUGAUGUGCUGGCGAUAGCCUAGUGUUCUUCAUUGACGUCGUAGGCCUAAUCCAUAAGUAUCAACGAAACGGAUGCAUACAUACCUGUAGAUGGACUCCUAUACCGUGGGAUACUUCGACCCCAAACAGACGAGAUGAAAUGGCACCGACUCAAACACUCAAGCUUGAGCCUUGAGAGCCCUUGAUUGUAGCUUCGUACAGCAGCUGAAAAUGGCAAAUUACUACGUCAUCGGAUUGUCAACGGUAAUAAUAUUAACUAUACUUUGUAUGUUAUAUGACUCGUUUGAUAUGGAUAUGUACCGGUGUGCGGACAUCAAACAGCCAUCUGCCACAUCAACAGGCAUCACCAGAUUGUUAACUUCCAGGGGUUCGACCUUCAACAUGACAGGCAACGAUGUCCUCGUCUGCCUGCACAUUCAGAAGACAGGGGGGUCCUCGUUCGGCCGGCACCUCGUGCACGACCUGGACUUGAAAAAGCCGUGCCAGUGCAAGAAGGGUGUGAAGACUUGCCAGUGCCUUCGGCCGGGCAGUGACAGGGAGCCGUGGCUCUUCAGCGAGUUCUCCAUGGGCUGGUCGUGCGGUUUGCACGCCGACUGGACAGAACUGACGCACUGUGUCCCCAGCAUGCUGGAUAAGUACGAGGGCGAGAAAAAGAAGAGGAGGUAUUUUUACUUAACCAUUCUGCGGGAUCCGCUGAGCCGAUACCUCAGUGAGUGGCGACAUGUCCAGCGGGGAGCCACCUGGAAAACCUCCAUGCACAUGUGCGACGGCCGCGUCCCGUCCUCCGAGGAGCUCCCCAGCUGCUACCUGGGGAUUGACUGGACGGGCGUGACCCUGAAGGAAUUUUUGGGCUGCCGCUACAACCUGGCCAACAACCGCCAGACGCGGAUGCUGGCUGAUCUCACAGCGGUGGGCUGCUACAACCUGUCUCAGCUUUCGGACGCCGAACGUAGGGCCGGCAUGCUGGAGAGCGCCAAACGCAACCUCAAGCGUUUGGCCUUUUUUGGCAUCCUGGAGUAUCAGAAGGAGACGCAGCAGCUAUUUGAGGCCACCUUUGGCUUGAAGUUCCAGAAGGACUUUGUCCAGUUUGAUGCCACCAAGGGCACGGCUGCCCAGACCAUCCUGACGGAAGAGCAAAAGGCGGGGGUCCACAAGGCCAACGCCGAAGAUUUCCUCCUGUACGAUUAUGCCAAAAAGCUGUUCUUGGAUCGUGUCGCAGCAUUGAACCAAAAUCGCAAAAGGAGAACUCCGUUGACUUGAACUGCACAGAUUCUGAAACUUUGUAAACUUACUGCCAAAUUCAGAGCAACAAAAGCCAAAAUGUGUAAAAAAAAAACAAAAGGCAAAGAAGAUAUGCAUUCAGAAUGAGUUGCGAAUGAUAUGGUAUCAGUCACAUGACAGAUGUUUAAGUAAUCUUAAUAACAAUAACAUAAAACAAACUUGAAAUGGUAAUCUUUGUCAGAAAUUCUCCUUUGUUGUGGUUUCUUUUCCAUUUUGUUCAAUAUUUCGGCUUGGCUCCCAUUACAGUUAUGCGUGUACACGUAUUUGUCUUUGGGGGAGUUUAUGAUCACUUAUUUAUGAGAACCUGUCGACUUCUAAAAACUUGGUCAGUAGUCCUGUAGCUUUGAUGAUAGUGUUCUAUUUUUUCAUUAUGUAGUAUUGUAAAAAUCUAUGUACAGUGUAAUCGUUUUUCUGCUUUUGCUACGUUGACCUUUCACCUUUAAGUGAGCAUGUUCAGAUGCAUAGAUGCAUCUGAUUUGCAAUAUACAGCUCUGGUUUUUUCCCAAGAAUACAGGUCUGCCAGUAAUGGAUUAACAUGGACUGGAAUUUAAUCUCUGUAUAUUUACUACCUCAGAUUUUGAGUGUCAGAUGAGUGAAUGUGAUUUGAAGCCAACUCAAUUUGAAGGUUUUGUGAGAUUUUGAAGGAUUUCCCAGGCAUGAAAGCAAGAAUGUGGAAUUUUCGAGGAAUUGACUUGAAAAACAAGCCAAUUUGGGGCAUUAUAGAAUGGUCAAGGUGCACAGGAGCAUCACCACGCCAUUGUAUUGGAAGAUUAUCAGCUGAGCAUCUCAGGGAGUGAAGAUUUACGAACAUUGGUAAAAAAUUGAUAUGCAUGUCUCUCGUCUUUCACUUUGUUUCCUCGCCUGACCAGUACUCGGAGGCAAUGAUGAAUCACUCGUUUUUCUUUAGAAAUCAGCAUUUUUUAGUCCAUGAAUAGGCCAGCUCUUGGAGAGAAAAAAGAGGAAAACUCAGGUUGUAUGAGAAUGCAGGCAUGUACCUUGCGUGGUGACGCUGUAUACAGUAUGUGAUGAUAUGCAUACAUGCGUAUUUUAGCGUGCAUCCUAAUAAGCCACUUCCGAGUUAAAUUUGAAUAAAAUCUGGUACACUGAGUUAUCUGAUUGCUCAGAAACGUAACAAUUUGAAUUCCCCAGACGAAAGACACUGUUGCUAUACCUCGUGAUUCGGGGCAAGCUUUUGCACAGCGACCACUAUCUCUGGGAUGGACUGAUUCCUUUAUGCCGUUCUUAUCCAUCAAGAACAGUGUAUUGUUGCAAGACGUCUCUUAUGUAACUAAGGAAAAGCUAGCCCCGAAU
Molecule: messenger RNA, 2867 nt
Organism: Acanthaster planci (crown-of-thorns starfish)
Lineage: Eukaryota; Metazoa; Echinodermata; Asteroidea; Valvatida; Acanthasteridae
Product: heparan-sulfate 6-O-sulfotransferase 3-B-like
Cellular component (GO): membrane
Molecular function (GO): heparan sulfate 6-sulfotransferase activity
Source: RefSeq, a predicted model, not a curated record